This is a messenger RNA of Clupea harengus (Atlantic herring), 3140 nucleotides long. RefSeq names its product gamma-aminobutyric acid receptor subunit gamma-3-like. Gene Ontology annotation, biological process: monoatomic ion transmembrane transport; chloride transport; gamma-aminobutyric acid signaling pathway. Lineage: Eukaryota; Metazoa; Chordata; Actinopteri; Clupeiformes; Clupeidae. The record is from RefSeq and is a predicted model, not a curated record. Gene Ontology annotation, molecular function: GABA-A receptor activity; extracellular ligand-gated monoatomic ion channel activity. Gene Ontology annotation, cellular component: membrane.
ACGUCAUCAUUUCACUUCCAAGACUGGUUUGUACAUCUCUCAUGCACUAGGAGGAUGUGGUUUGCUAGUUGAGACAUUGUCCACAGACGUGAACCAACUGCGUCGCAAAAGCUCUGGGAGCUGUUCGAACGGGACUUUCAGAUUUAUUGCUGGAUUAAAAAAGUCUUUGAUGGAAAUCCCUUUGACGCAAAGAGGAGAAAUGGUGAAUUAGGUGUUUUGUGAAGGAACGCAUUAGCUGCUUGAGCGCAGCUCCGUUUUUAUAAAGCGACUCCUGUGGAUGGUGUCUGCUUGUUUCUCACUGUUGAUUUCGUCGCCUUGUAAACAUGUUGAGCAAAUUCUUGAUAUGUGCCAUACUUCUGUCAGUGGAACAUGGCCGUUGCAGAGCAACGGAAUAUGAUGAGGAAUAUGAGGACGUUACUGUCAAACAGAUGCUUGCUCCAAGGAGUCAGGAGACAGAUACAACUCUGAUACUAAAUAAUUUACUGAAAGACUAUGAUAAGAAACUUCGGCCAGAUAUCGGGGGUAAGCCAACAAUUGUGGAUGUUGACAUAUAUGUGAACAGUAUAGGACCUGUUUCAUCAAUUGAUAUGGAGUACCAAAUUGACAUUAUAUUCGCUCAGGCAUGGACAGACACACGCUUGAGGUACAACAGCAGUAUAAAACUGUUGACCCUCACCAGCAACAUGGUUGGACUCAUAUGGAUACCGGACACCAUCUUCCGCAACUCCAAACGCGCUGAAGCUCACUAUGUCACCACUCCGAAUCAACUCCUGCGGAUUUCAAAUGAGGGAAGGAUACUGUAUACUUUGAGGAUGACCAUCAAUGCGGAAUGCCAGCUGCAGCUGCACAACUUCCCCAUGGACGAGCACUCCUGCCCCCUCAGCUUCUCCAGCUACGGUUACCCUCAAGAUGAGGUGAUUUACAAAUGGAAGAAGAACCCGAUUGAGCUCGCCGACCAGAAGAACUGGCGCCUCUACCAGUUUGCUUUCACGGGCCUCAGGAACACAUCCGACAUCAUGACGACGACAGCAGGCGAUUAUGUGGUGAUGACAGUCUACUUUGAUCUGAGUCGACGCAUGGGCUACUUCACCAUCCAGACCUACAUUCCCUGCAUCCUAACCGUAGUCCUCUCUUGGGUGUCUUUCUGGAUCAAUAAAGACGCUGCUCCUGCUAGGACAGCCCUGGGAAUCACCACUGUUCUGACCAUGACAACACUCAGCACAGUGGCGAGGACGUCUCUUCCACGUGUUUCCUACGUCACGGCCAUGGACCUCUUUGUGACCGUCUGCUUCCUGUUUGUGUUUGCCUCACUGAUGGAGUAUGCCUUCCUGAACUACUACUGCUACCGCGCCCAGAAGCCAAAGUUUAGAGCUAAGGCAGAGAAACCGACGACAGAGCCCAACCUACAAAGAAGCGCCUACUCAUCGCUCAGCCUAAACUGUUCACCGACCGUCAUCACCCUCAACAACUCCAUGUACUGGCAAGACUAUGACGACACCUGUCUCUACGAGUGCCUGGACGGUAAGGACUGCAAGAGCUUCUUCUGCUGCUACGAGGACUGCAAGGACGGGGGCUGGCGCAAGGGACGCAUCCACAUCGACAUCAACGAGCUGGACUCUUACUCCCGGGUCUUCUUCCCCACCUCAUUUAUACUGUUCAAUAUCGUCUACUGGGUGGGCUACCUCUAUCUUUAGCAACUGGAUAAUGAUCCCCCCACUGUGUGAUCCCACUGAGGACUGAUGAAAACCACCCCCAGCUUAAUCUUAAUUAGUGCUUUAACAACCUUUAGUCGUCGUUUUUCAUUUGUUCACAGUGAUAUUUAUGUGCUUAUUUAUUUAUUUGUUUGUUUUUAUUUCAUUCCUUGCUCUUACCCUUCAGUAUAGACCUCCUCACCUAUACUGUCAUGUCUGAUUGUUGAAAAAAAGGUUAAAAUGAUUUCUUCAUCUGAUACAUGAAGGAAAAGAGGGUGUUUGGCCCCUUGACAUGUCCCCCAUCACAACAUCCGUCAUCUCAGUCGACACUUAGUCAGGGAGGAUCUGCUUACCUCUCAAACAUCUGUCUCACUCAGCACACAUUUAUCUAAGCAAAAUUCAUAGUGCCUUCUUCAAGGAGCUGAUAUUACGUUUCAGGAGCUAGAACUGGACUCCAGAGGUAAGUGUAACAGCCAUCUUAUGGUUUUUUUGUGUGUCCGAUGGAGCCCAGUGUCCUGCGCGAAGUGAGGUGAUGGACGAGUGGUGAGUUGUUACUGCGCAAAAGGGACCCACUGAACGUGUCUGCUCCUUGUAUCAUGAACGCUGUUUUUGCAAUCAUAUUCUUAUGCGUUUCCCACUGUGUCGUUUUAUAUCCAGAAAUAUAAUUGUUUGAUCUCUGCUUAUCUGCACUAAAGGACAAUUAUGUAACUUUUCAGCAGUAAUGAUGAGUUGUGUUCAUUGUAAUAUGCAAAUAUAAAAAGGUCCAUAGGAAUAUUUUAUUAGUUUGAAGAUCUUCAUCAUUUCACAACAGUUUGGUCUAGAUCACCCAGUGCAAUCUAUUGUAAGAACACUGUUUUAUACUGACGUGUGUCAUCCAGUUCUCAUAGCAUUUACUUGAUUGUGCAGUUCACAAAAAAAUUCUUGAAACACUCUUUAUUUCCACAGAAUAGGCCUAACAAUUUAUGGAAACAUGAUUCUAAGUGACUACGUGACUAGUAAACAUGUUUUUUUUUGUGUCUUUUUCUUUCGGAUGUCCCCCGUCAGAAAAAUAAUAUAUUGCUAUGUUUAAAGUUGUAGUAAAAAUAAUUAAAAUAUUUUAUUCUUGAACUGAGAGUGGAAAUAAGAAAUAAGAUAAGACGGUUUCCUACAGUAGUCUAUUUACAAUAAUUCUACAUGUCUACAAUCAUGACAGAUAUACUUAGGUUUAUAACAGAGGUAUUUUUUUCACCUUUUUACAGUAUCAGUAAAUGAUGUUGCACUUUAUAAGUGUCAGAUUUCAGUGUAUUUAUAAUAAAUCCGGUGUUUUAUAAGUAGACAAUGAUUAUCUUGUUUUUUUUACAGAAGACAAGAGGACUUAACUGUAUGAGGUGUAUGUUUUUAGAGAAUGUUGUGCAAGAGCUGUUGAAUUUCUAUUCACUCAUGUAAAUAAACUGUAGUCUUGCUCCAGUA